CGGGGGGGCUGCCCUGGGAAGUUGGGGCCAGGCGCGCCGGGUAUGCGCCAUCACCAUGUCCCGCCUGGGCUGGUGGCUCGGUGAGGUCCAGUGGCUGCUCUUGGUGUCGCUCUUCGUCGUGGCCCUGGGCACGGUGGGCCUGUACCUGGCGCAGUGGGCGCUGGCCAGGGCGCGACCCCGGCCCCCGCGGCGGGCUGCCGAGCCUGGCGAGGGCCGGCGCCCCGAGUCGGACGCGCUGCUCGCCUGGAUCCUGACGCUGAACAGCUGGAGGAACCAGUGGCAGGCCGCCUGGGUGACCGCCCUGAACGAUGAGGCCGAACGGAAAGGGGGCCCGCUGCUCCUGUCCUUCGAGGAGGACCCGCUGUGGCAGCCCCUGGGGCUGGAGGUGCACCGGGUCUCCAGCGUGGCCAGGUCAGCCCAGGAGAAGGUGGUGUCCUGUCACGUGGUGGGGGAGGCCAUGCAGUUCCUGGUCAGUGCGGGGCCCGCAUCCCCGGGAGACACGGGGCGCCAGCUGUACGGUGUCAAGCUGUCCCCAGUUCAUUUACAGCUGGAGCUCCACAUGAAGGACAAGAGAGACGACAUCCAGAUCAAGUGGUCCUUCGUCAGCACUCCAGAAACGGCCGUUACCGUCCAGCCCAAAGCACCGGUGGAGGAGCGGGCGGCUGAGACGAAAGCAGUGUCUGAAACCCUCAAGGAUAUCUUGAAGCACCUGGUUGGUUCUGCCUCGCCGUCGGUGGUUCUGAGGACCAAGCCUGUGGAUGUGAGGGAAGUUCAGAACCUGCAGCACACCGCACCCGGCCCUCAGGAAUCCUGCCCUCCCAAACCUCCAAGGGCCCACGAACUCAAGCUGUCGGUGAAUAACGUCCGGGCCUCGCUGCUGCACGAUCCUGGUGCUUCAGGCUACGUGAACCCACAGUGUGUAGUUCGGCUGAAUGAUCCCAUUCAGAAGUUCAGUGCCCUCGCGAAAAACGCUACGGACCUCACCUGGGAAGAAGAAUUCACCUUCGAGUUGAAUGCCAAGUCGAAGGAGCUGUACUUGGAGAUUUCAGAGGAAGAACAGUCAUCAGGAGCUCUGUCGGCGGUGACGACCAUUCCCUUAGAUUUAUUCAAGAAGCAGCCUUCGGGGCCACAGAGCUUUACGCUGACCAGCGGCCCCUCCUUCGGCAGCUCGGUGCUGGGUUCGGUCACCGCAGAGUUCUCUUACGUAGAGCCCGGCGAAGCGAAACCCUGGCAGACCGCUCCGCCCGCUCCUGCUGCGAAGGUGGAAAAAGACCGCAUGGUGAUGCCCUGUGGGACCGUGGUCACUACUGUCACUGCCGUGAAAACCAAGCCGCGUGUCGACACGGGGAGGGCGUCCCCGCUGAGCUCGGAGUCUCCCCUGAAGACACCUGUCAAGGUGAAGGUCAUUGAGAAGGACAUCUCUGUCCAAGCCGUCUCCUGUCACGGCGCCCCCGUCAGUAAGACGUUCUCUUCUUCGGACACAGAGCUCCUGGUUCUGAAUGGCUCGGACCCCGUGGCAGAAGUCGCCAUCCGCCAGCUCAGCGAGUCUUCGAAGCUGAGGGUCAAGUCUCCGCGGAAGAAAAGCACCAUCAUCAUAUCAGGGAUCUCCAAGACCUCGCUAUCUCAGGACAAUGCCGCCGCCCUCAUGCUGGACUACGUGGCCUCCGUGGACGGCACCCCCCAGGAGGACCCCCCGUCCCUUCCGGGGGCGGCCGCCGUCUCUGCCCCGCAGGAGGAAGAGGCCCCAGCCCCGGCCCCGCCGGCCCCGGAGCCCCAGGAGCGUGAGCUAGGCUCCUGGGACUUGGACCAGGAGUCACAGGCCCCGGCGUGGGACAGCCAGGCCCCGCUGGACCCCGAUGGGGACGAGCUGUCGGAGAGCUCCCUGAGUGUCUCAGAGCCGGAUGCUGCCAAGAAGCGUAAAGGAGGGAUUUUAAGGAAGGGCGCCAAGCUGUUCUUCCGCCGGCGACACCAACAGAAGGACCCUGGCAUGAGCCAGUCGCACAACGACCUCGUGUUCCUGCAGCAGCCGGAGGGGGCCCGGAGGAAGGGGGCGACGCUCACCAGGAUCCUCAACAAGAAGCUCCUCUCCAGGCACAGAAGCAAGAACGCCAUGAACGGGGCCCCGGCGGACCCCGCGGCCGGCGGCCUCCCCCACCAGGACGCGGGAAGACGCGUGCCCCCCUAAGCACCCCCGGGACGCAGCGAGAGAGCCGCAAGCUGUCAGCCGGCCGCCCCGUCCGGCCGGGUCGUCCUGCCAUCCUGUAAAGGGGGACGAAGAUCCGCUCUCCAGCCAGGAGGCUUUCCCCAGAGAAAACCCCCCAAGUCAGAUGCCAAAGGGCUGCGCUCGGGUCGAAGGGCUGAAGUCAAACGUUAGGAGACUUGCUUAACGGACUGGAGAACCUCCCAUAAUGGAUGGUGACGGGGCCGGUGAGGGGGACUCUGCCUCACCCACUCUGUGCUCCGACGCAUGUUAUCUUGGGUCCGUGCCCGGACCGCGUCGCAAAGAGGAGGUGCCCCUCUGUGCUGUCACUGUGACUGGGACGGAUGGGUCACCUGUCCCGACUGGCUGCUCAGAGUGACACAGUGCGGCUGGCCCCGAGUGCGGACAGGUGGGAUGGAGGCGGGAUUGGGGGUCAGUAGAGACAUCGUGGUGGUGAUGGAGACACUGUGACAAAGGUAGGAGCAUAGUUGCCUUUGAUAUUGGCCAUAUAACUUGAAAAGUAUGCAAACACUAGAUCUCUCCUGUGCACUCUUGUGUUUCCUUCGCAAAUGGGAGGCCUGUGAGUUCCCACGUGGUCUUGCCAGUCUCCUCUGUGGUUUCAGAAGCGCUCAGGAUUCCCAUGGGGCCGUCAACUCCUGGCUUUUUUUCCCACUGCCCUGCUGGGGUACUUGCCACAAGGGAGUGCAGGGAGGGGCCUCUGGAAUGAAGUCGGGGCAGUAAGUGACCGCUUACGGAACCCGGUGACCGCCCACACCGGGUUUUUUUUUUUCUUUAGUCCAAGGUUAGUUUGCCAAAUGUUGCCAAUAGCUGAAACAAAGUACUUCUGGGACAAAAGAGAAAAAUCAUUCUAGGUCUCAGGUGCGAGGCUUAGGGAUGGAAGUUAAGUUGAAUAGUAACAAAUGGGCCAAACUUGCCUCGCAUGCUUCCGGGAGCUCUCCAGAAUUCUGUGAACAGUGCUUGACGCGUGCUGGAGGGGACGCACGCCUGCUUUGAUUUCCAGUGGGAAGAAAAGAUCAGCGUGGCCCACGGUGUCCGUAUCCCCGUGUGCCCUUCAGACCACGUUCCUCGCGCGUGCGUCUGUCCACGGGCCUGCACGCUGGCCGGUGCCUCCGGAAUGCAUGCUUCGCAGGGACGAGCUUGUUAGGGCCGUGGUCAUCUGUGUGGAAGGCUUUGAUGGUUCAGUAAGAUUCACUUUGUUCCAAUAAGAUUUAAAAGGCCAUUUAUGGAGCCUUGACUUCUGUCACAGGUAGGAAAUUGGGGGGACUCCUUCCUACAAACAUUUUUGUUUCUCCUGACGCUGGUAUUUCAGGUGUAAGAGAGCUACUGACACACAGAAACCUCUUCGAAAACCAAAAUUAUAGAACUUUUCCCCCCCCUUUUUCUCGAGGGAGAGAGAUUAGAAGACUACGUUAAGAAUUUUACUUAAAAAUACAUAUUUAAACAUUUUUUUCCGUGUCCCAGGAAUUAAUCAAGUGACUGUAAAAUGGCUUUCUUCACCAUAUGCUGUUUUUAAAGACCAUGUUCCGGUCCUCGGUUUUCUGUCUGAUUUUGCAGUUCAGAUCAACUCCAUGCCACGCGAUGGUCUCCGAGCUUUACACGGGAGCUUUCUCGCUCAAAACAAGAAAAUGUCCCAUUCCUCGCUGACCCCACGAGGAUUUUGUUCACCGUUUUAACUUUUAAGGGCUCUGCGUUUUCCACUUCCUGGUGACUUGAAGCCCCUCCCGGGUCGCGGGCAAGUGACAGGCGGGCUGCUUCUGUCCCGUGUGUGAAGCGGGACCGUCACACAAAAGGGGGAGCGUGGCGUCCAGGAGAUCCGUGUGUCCGUGUGUCCGUCCGGCACACAAGAGCCCCGUAUACUUGAUCAAGGCCCAGAAGCCCCUCCUCAAGACGCACUCACCGUCUUCUCCAGACGAGGGCCCUUCCUGAAGUCGCAGAGGACAGGGACUUAGCAGGGAGUUUAAGAGAAAAUAGGGGGCGGGAGCGUGCGUGAGGGUCGCGCGGUGGGAAAACGGGUCCUGUGGACGCUUCUUCCGUGGCUGCUUAUCCAGGCCUGCGCUUUCCCGCGUAGGGAUUCAUGCGAACGCGAACACUGAACUUAAACACCGAUUAAGGUCACACACCGAGGACUACACAUACGAGUUUGUAAAGCCUUCCUCCCUUCCCUUGUGCGCUAGCGGCUGGAGGACUUUUGUGUUGGCCUCCGGGCUGUUUUGCAGACUGGCGUGUCCAAAGCGGUUUCUUCCGGACGCUAAGGUCUGAGUGGGGCACCUGUACGUCAGGAACGGGGUGCUCACGUUGGUUCUGGCACUGCCGGUUUGGGGCUGUGCCCGUGACCUUUGCAGAGGCACGCAGGGAAGCCUCGCGCGCGUAUGAUUAGCGCAGCGAGACCAGAAGCAGCGAUCUCACUGUCCCGGCUGAAAACCUGCUGUGAAGAAGGAGGUUUGGACAGAGCACUUUACAUAAACCAACCCUCCAGUUUAAGUUGGAGACCAGCCCUUGAUUCCUGCUGGUGGCUACCUGGCCAGUCGCUGCCUGUCUAGAUUUCUGAUGGGUUUUGCCGGAGAGGCCUGGCACAUUCUCUUCUGGAGCAGAAAGGGACAGAUUAACUUCUGUCGCUGCCACCAGCUGGGGGGGGGGGGGGGGGGGGUUCCGCAUAAUAGUCUCGCAUGUCACAGUCUCGAAGCCUCGCGGCACAAGCCGGCAGUCGCCGCAAGUCGGAACGUUUCUGCCGGGUGGGAAACGGGUCUCGCGCUGGUGUAGACCCGGAUGCCAGGCCCCCGUCUCCACUGUCCCAAACCUGCUCAGGCCUGAUUACCAAAGCAUGUGGCACGGGCACACUCACACUGCCACUUCCUGCAGAGCACUCAGGUUCCCUCCGGGUCCCUUUCUUCAGCACUCCCGUUGGAUGCGUGAGGAGGCGUCCGGAAUGCGCCCCCCUGCCCAGGAACGUACCGUUUGUGAUUUAGGCUUGUGGUGUUUCACCCCAGUGUCCCAUCAAAGCUAGAUUUUUCUUUUAAAACAAGAAAACGCAUGGUUUUCCAGGCACGUGGCCGGGUCUGGCUUGAUGAUCGAGCGUGGUGAUGGUUCUGCCCGACGGCGAUCGUAUUCCGCAGUAGCACUUUAAAAACACGUCACUGGGGCACCUGGGUGGCUCAGUUGGUUAAGCGGCCGACUUCGGCUCAGGUCAUGAUCUCGCGGUCCGUGAGUUUGAGCCCCGCGUCAGGCUCUGGGCUGACGGCUCAGAGCCUGGACCUGCUUCAGAUUCUGUGUCUCCCUCUCUCUGACCCUCCCCCGUUCAUGCUCUGUCUCUCUCUGUCUCAAAAAUAAACGUUAAAAAAAAAAAAAAUUAAAAAAAAAAACAAAACACGUCACUGUCCUGCACCAAACCGCGGAAGGUGUGGCUGGAACACGAACGGUCUUUGAGAGAAAUAAACGUGCACAUGGAACACUAA
Molecule: messenger RNA, 5673 nt
Organism: Lynx canadensis (Canada lynx)
Lineage: Eukaryota; Metazoa; Chordata; Mammalia; Carnivora; Felidae
Gene: C2CD2
Product: C2 calcium dependent domain containing 2
Exons: 14
Coding region: 56-2185 (709 amino acids)
Source: RefSeq, a predicted model, not a curated record